Messenger RNA from Solanum verrucosum, 1785 nucleotides. RefSeq lists its product as uncharacterized. The transcript has 4 exons. The coding region runs from base 1 to 1785 and encodes 594 amino acids. NCBI's taxonomy places the organism in Eukaryota, Viridiplantae, Streptophyta, Magnoliopsida, Solanales, Solanaceae. The record is from RefSeq and is a predicted model, not a curated record.
AUGCGUGCUACUUUAAUAUGGACUAUUAAUGAUUUUCCUGCCUAUGGAAUGCUAUCUGGAUGGAUGACAGCUGGAAAGUUAGCAUGUCCCUACUGUAUGGAAGAUACUAAAUCAUUCACAUUAAAACAUGGCCGAAAGAAUUCAUGGUUUGAUUGUCAUCGUCGGUUCUUGCCACCUGAUCAUGAGUUUAGGAGAAAGAAAUAUGCAUUUAAAAAGAAUAAAACUGAACGAGAUGGUCCACCCCCAAUAUUAACGGGUGAUGAUAUUUGGGAAAGGGUUCAAAAUUUUCCAAAGGUAACUGAGGAACCACUGUACAAAUUUGAUGGGUAUGGUGUUGCACAUUAUUGGACUAAACAGAGAAUAUUCUGGGAGUUACCUUAUUGGAAGGAUAAUUUGCUUAGACAUAAUCUCGAUGUCAUGCAUAUUGAAAAGAAUUAUUUUGAUAAUUUGUUCAACACUGUAAUGGAUGUAACUGGCAAGACAAAAGAUAAUGUUAAGGCUAGACUUGACUUACCAGAACAUUGUAGACGACCGGAGUUGCAUUUACAGGAGUCUGCCAACAACAAGUUACUUAAGCCCAAGGCUAGUUAUUCAUUCACAAUGGAACAAAAGAGAAAAAUUUGUGAGUGGGUGGAAAGCUUGAAAAUGCCAGAUGGAUAUGCCUCAAAUUUGGGAAAGAAGGUUGACAUUGAGCGUGGAAUAUUGCAUGGGAUGAAAAAUCACGACUGUCAUGUUUUUAUGGAACAAUUACUUCCGAUUGUUUUUUGUGGAUUGCCUGAAAACAUAUGGAAACCGAUGGCAAAAAUCAGUUUGUUCUUCAAAGACUUGUGUUCCAGCACAUUGAUAGUAGAGAAUCUGGUUCGGAUGGCCAAAAAUAUAGUUGUUAUUAGUAAUAAGUUGGAGAAGAUUCUUCCACCUGGGUUCUUUGAUGUGAUGGAACAUCUUCCUAUUCACCUUGUUCAUGAAGCUCUACUGGGAGGUCCAGUUCAAUAUAGGUGGAUGUAUCCUUUUGAGCGGAGCAUUGGCAAGUCUAAAAGGGGUAUUAAGAAUAAACAUAGGGUGGAGGGCUGUAUAGCUCAAGUAUAUCUAGCUAAAGAAAGAUCCCACUUUUGUUCUUACUACUUUGAUGAUUAUGUGUCGUGUUUGAGAAACAGACCUAAUCGACAUGAUGUUACUGGGAAUGAUCCUGCAGUACAAUCAUUAUCAAUCUUCAACCAACCGGGUAAGGGUUCAAAAAAGCGUACAUUGCACAAACUUACCGAAAAGGAGAAAAAAUCUGCAGAGCUUCAUGUCUUGUUGAAUUGUCCAGAAGUCCAACCCUUCUUAGAUUAUUUUGUGAGCCAAUAUGGUGAUGAUCAAGUGUUUCCAUCAUUUAUAACAUGGUAUACUAAUUGGGUCUACAAUUCAGAAAAUGCCGCCACAUUUGAUCAAUUUUUCAAGGAUAUUUCUUGGGGACCGAUUACAGUUCACACAAUGUCCCAAUAUAACGUAAAUGGUUUUAAAUCUGCCAUAGAGAAAUACUCAAAGAAUAAGAAAACUAAUAAUAGUGGUGUUUGGGUUAAAGGUGAUAAUGGAAAUCAAAAUGAGAAUGUUGAUUAUUUUGGCGUCCUACAGGAGAUUGUAGAGUUGGAGUAUUCGAGUUGGCCAAUCAAAAGAAUAGUACUUUUCCAAUGCAAGUGGUUUGAUCCAACUCCAAGAGGUACGAAGGAGCUUAAGCAGCAUAAUAUCAUUGAAGCCAAUCACACUAGGAAGUAUGAGGCUUAUGAUCCUUUUAUUAUUGCAUAA